CAUUGUAAUCCCCAGUAAAGGCCGAGCGGACCAUGAUUCUGUCUUUCUAGUCUUCGUGGAUUCGGUCGGUUGGUCUGGUCGGGUCCGGUGGUCUCCUAGACCAUACCGAACCCCUCCAAUACCACCACCUCAAAGAUAACAUAAAAAAAAUAAUAUAUAUAUAUAUAUACACGUACAAUAUAUUCUGUGAUCAAGAGAAGAAGGAAUUAGAAGAGAGCGAUAAGCUUCGCCAGCUGACAAUGGAGGGCGUCCGUACCAAACCCAGCUUCUUCCUCUGCUCCCUCAUCUUCCUGGCCUCUGCUGCCCUGUCCGGCGCCGAUAUCCCGGAGCUUGACGACCACUGGCAGAAGAAGGCGGAAGAGGCCCUCGCUCGAUCCCGCGCCGCCUACCACCCCGAUCCCGAAGCCGUCACCAACCACUUCAAUAAGGCCGUUCACUUGGCCCUGGCGGAGGCGCGCAACAGCACUCGGAGAAGCCUGAGAGCGGUCGGUGUGAAAAAGUUCAAGGGGAAGUGCGUGGCCACCAACCCGAUCGACCGGUGCUGGAGAUGCCAGAAGAACUGGAUCAAACACCGGAAGAAGCUGGCGACAUGUGGGAAGGGCUUCGGUCGCCAUGCCACGGGUGGCAAGGCCGGGGACUUCUACGUGGUGACCGAUCCUUCCGACGACGACCUGGUGAACCCCAAGUUCGGCACGCUCCGGUGGGGCGUCAUCCAGGACCGACCCCUCUGGAUCGUCUUCGCUCGCGACAUGAUCAUCAGGCUCUCGGAGGAGCUCAUGAUCAACAGCAACAAGACCAUCGACGCCCGCGGGGCCAACGUCCACAUCGCCUACGGCGCCCAGAUUACCAUCCAGUUCGUGAACAACGUCAUCAUCCAUGGCCUCCACAUCCAUGACAUCAAACCCAGCAACGGCGGCAUGAUCAGGGACUCCCUCCACCACUUCGGCCUCAGGACCAAGAGCGAUGGUGAUGGCAUCUCCAUCUACGGCUCCAGCGACGUCUGGAUCGAUCACUGCUCCAUGAGGAACUGUGCUGACGGCCUCAUCGAUGCCAUCGAGGGAUCCACUGCCAUCACCAUCUCCAACUGCCACUUCACCCACCACAACGACGUGUUGCUGUUCGGUGCCAGCGAUUCCAACGAGAAUGACUCGAUAAUGCAGGCCACCGUUGCCUUCAACCAUUUCGGGAAAGGCCUUGUGCAGAGGAUGCCAAGGUGCCGCUGGGGGUUCUUCCACGUCGUCAACAAUGACUACACCCACUGGAUGAUGUAUGCCAUCGGUGGUAGCAAGCACCCUACCAUCAUCAGCCAAGGGAACCGGUUCAUCGCUCCUCCUCUGAGAUUUGCCAAGGAGGUCACCAAGAGGGACUAUGCGACGGAGGAUGUCUGGAAGCAGUGGACGUGGAGAUCCGAGGGUGACUUGAUGCAGAACGGAGCCUUCUUCCGCGAGUCUGGUACUCCAAACACAAGGACGUUCCAUAGGAAGGACUUCAUCAGGGCGAAACCAGGGACAUGGGUGAGAAGGCUCACGCGCUUUGCCGGUCCGCUCGGCUGCAAAGCCGGCCGUGCAUGCUGAUGCCUCCUACUUCCCAUCUCGAUGGGGGGGGGGGGGAUGCAUGGAGAGCGAACCGGCGUGGUCUCACCACGUUGGAGGGAGGACGAGAGAAAGGAGACAGGCAUGUGCCCGAGUGAAAGACCGAAAAGGAGUUUAAAAUAUGUUCCCGUCCAAUCGUUGUUUCAGAUUUCAUUUCAUCCAUCAUUUAUUGCUGCAUUCUUAUUUAUCAGUAUUAUUUUUGCUUUUUGUUUUUUGUUUUAGGCUCUUUCCCUUUUCUGCAGAGCUACUCUUCAAUGAAAUCACAAAUGAGUCAACUAUA
Molecule: messenger RNA, 1872 nt
Organism: Elaeis guineensis (African oil palm)
Lineage: Eukaryota; Viridiplantae; Streptophyta; Magnoliopsida; Arecales; Arecaceae
Product: pectate lyase
Molecular function (GO): pectate lyase activity
Source: RefSeq, a predicted model, not a curated record